Zootermopsis nevadensis is the source of this 3392-nucleotide messenger RNA. It is a transcript of the gene defl, whose product is annotated as Integrator complex subunit 7. The record is from RefSeq and is a predicted model, not a curated record. Gene Ontology annotation, cellular component: integrator complex. Gene Ontology annotation, biological process: snRNA 3'-end processing. NCBI's taxonomy places the organism in Eukaryota, Metazoa, Arthropoda, Insecta, Blattodea, Termopsidae.
UGGCGUUGGCAAUUGUCAACAUCUGUGUCUCAAAUAUAUACCAAUAUAUGGCCGUGUUUAUGGGAGAGUUUGAAAAAUGCUAGGUGUUAGAGUUAAUUCUUUCAAUGAAAAUGGGUUGGGUGAACCUGAACAAGACGCAAAUUCAGCAUUAACAGAGUUAGAUAAAGGUCUUCGAUCUGGACGUGUUGGAGAGCAGUGUGAAGCAAUUGUGAGAUUUCCAAGACUGUUUGAAAAAUAUCCGUUCCCGAUUCUUAUUAAUUCAUCUCUGCUUAAACUUGCAGAUGUAUUCAGAGUUGGGAAUAAUUUCUUGCGUGUAUGGGUGUUACGUGUUUGUCAGCAAAGUGAGAAGCAUCUAGAUAAAAUAUUGAAUGUUGAUGAAUUUGUACGCCGAAUUUUCAGUGUCAUACAUUCAAAUGACCCAGUAGCUAGAGCUCUUACUUUGAGGACUCUGGGUAGUGUUGCUGGGAUUAUUCCAGAGAGGCAGCAGGUACAUCAUAGCAUUCGUCGUAGUCUGGAUUCUCAUGAUACAGUUGAGGUGGAAGCAGCUAUCUACGCUGCCAUGCAGUUUGCUGCACAGUCUAAACUGUUUGCUUUGAGUAUGUGCAAUAAGAUCUCAGACAUGAUCCAGGGAUUGGCAACGCCAGCACACAUGAAGCUACAGCUGAUUCCCAUAUUACAGCAUAUGCACCAUGAUACAUCAACAGCUGCCAUGGUUAGGCAGUUGUGCACUGACCUUUUACCAAGCUAUCCUGCUCAAGAAUUUGUUUUAGUCACCUUAAACUCUCUGACACAGUUGGCGUCUGCUACAUUGGUUGACAUUCCAAAUCAGGUGUCGCUUUUGCUUCAUUAUCUACGAACUGAUCCUCGGUGGGCUGUGAAAGCUCAGGUUCUACAGGGACUCCACCUGCUUGCAGGGCAGGGUGCACAUCUAUGGCCACCAGGUGCUGUAGAAGCAAUUGUAGAUGUGGCCCUCAACACGCCAUAUCAGAAAGUUCUUAGCUGGUCACUGGAUGUUCUACAAGUCUUGGCCAAAUCCACUGCAACCUGCCAUUCCCAGCUGCACCCAGACUCGCCUUUGAUGGAACUGUGUAGUCAGAGUUGCUAUUCAAGUAAUCCUGUAAUUGCUGCAAAGGCAGUACAAGUCAUGACCAGGAUUGUGUGUUAUUGUUACAAGGAAGAAAUGCCAGUUCAUGGAGUAACUGAGGCUGUGGACACUGUCGAGUCUUUAUUCCUCCUGGUGACGUGUGACUCAGGGCAGGAACAUAAUUAUGAACUUAAAGUUUGCCUUCAUUGUGCAGUCAGCUUGUGCCAAGUGCAUCGAGACCUUUGUACUCGUUUUGUUGACCUCAUCGGGACCCGUCUCAUGGGCACAUCAGGAUCAUGCAGUGUUCAGCUCUGUGAAGCUCUUGGUGCUAUUGGAGGUCUGCAGGCUGGAGCUCUACUCACUCUCUUACCAGAUAUCUUGGAGAAACUUCGAGAUCUGAAGUGUGUUGAAGAGCCCAGUACAGAACAAGUUCAUACCAAGGUAAUGCUUUGUACAUUGCUGUUUCAAACCAUGGCUGGAUAUGAAUGGAGCAUUGAGGCGAGACGCACAGUAGAAGGAGCUAUUGAAAAGACCAGUCUAUGGUCAAACUACAGGAUUGCCCGGUCUGCUGCCAGGUAUGGUCAUCACAGUGUGUCAGCUGGCAUUUUGAGUCAAUUGCGAGAACAAGUGUCUUCAGAGCACUUCCACUUUUGGUUAGUGUCACUUGAAGAACUAAGUCGUGGUGAGGCAGAACUCCUGGACUGUUCCAAACAGCCGAGUCUCAUACAGCGGCUUAGUCAGGCUGUGGCACAUUACAGCAAGUCUGUCGCAGCACUUAAGGCUGCAAGUACCCCUGUGCAGAGCUUGCAGUUUCAGUCAGAGUACACCAGGCUGAGAGCUGAGUUCUUACAAUGUCUGGCACAGAUGGUGCACACAUGUCACAGCCUGUGCACAGCCCCUCCUCCAGCUGUAGCAUCAGCAAUUGCAGAAACAACUCGGGAUAACUUACAGCGAUAUGGACACAUCACAAAUCAGUUAAGGAAGUGUGCAAAGGAAUUUCGAUCCUGUGGUGAACUCUACUGGAAACUGUAUCAGAGUGCCUUUGAUGCUGAUCCUGCUUCCCUUGCUAACAUUCAAAUCCUACAGCAGAUGUGUGUACUGAUGGCUCAUAGUGUGGAGAGAGUAGCUCAAGCCAAUUAUCAAGAUGAGAUCUUAUUGGAGUUCAGCUACCAGCAAACAAAUUUGGAAACGCAGCACCUGAUUCGAUGCUGCCAAGAGGCCAGUGUGGUAGCACAACAGUUGACUAGAAACGAAGAUCUUAAAACCAUUACACAUCAGCAUAUUGAUUGCUUAUUAAGGCAAGUGGAGAUCCUGGCAGAAUCUUCCUUAUGUCUCCCACGAUAUUUCUUCCAGGUUCUUCAGUCAACAAGUGUCAAGUUGGCUAUAUCUCCUCAACCCCGGGUCGUGGGGGAGUCUAUAAGUGUACAAAGUGGUUCUCAACUUGCUGUGAAGGUGGAGGGUGUAAUCCAGCAUGGUAAGAGACCUGGUCUGUUCCGACGAGUCAGUGGGGUGGUUGUAACUGUGUCUUCCCAACUUCAGGCUCGCUCAGUUCACACUAAUCAUGAUACUAAGAUUGUUGGAGAUGGAGGAUCUGUGUUAACCCAGACAGUUGCUCCACAUCGUGAUUUCUUUACAGCACAGUUCCUUCUAGCAUUUCCAACUGGUGGUCAGUAUUUGUUGAUUGUGGAGGCAUCAGUAAUAGAUGAAAAGAGUAAUGUAUGGCGUACUGGACCUCGGACUAGUCUCACAGUAAAAACUCAUGAAGAGGGUAGCAAGGUGGCAGUAACAGCAGCUGUCCAGGGUAAUGUGGCAGGAACAAGUGCUAGUACUUCUUCUAGAGGGAACUUCCCCAACACAAGUGUCCGAUUCUGAGGCCUCACUUCAGAGCAGGUAAAAUAUUAUAAGUAAUUUGUUUGUUUAUUUGUCAUCAGUCUUUCGACUGGUUUGAUGCGGUCCUCCAUUUUCGCCUAUCUUGCGCCAAUCUCUUCAUUUCCACCUAUUUUUUGUAGCCCAUGUCCUCAAAAAUCUGCGUCACAUAUUCCAAUCUUUGUCUCCCCCUACAAUUUUUCCCUUCAACUGUACCUUCCAUUACCAAAUUAACCAAUCCUGGGUGCCUCAGAAUGUGUCCCACCAUCCUAUCUCUUUUUCUGGUAAGAUUUUUCCCUAGACUUCUUCUUUCGCUUAUCCUGUCUAAGACCAGCUUAUUUCGUACUUUAUCAGUCCACUUAAUUUUCAGCAUUCUUCUAUAGCACCACAUUUCAAAUGCUUCUAUCCUUCUUCUUUCUGGCUUUCCCACUGACCAUGUUUU